Molecule: messenger RNA, 2085 nt
Organism: Penicillium mononematosum
Lineage: Eukaryota; Fungi; Ascomycota; Eurotiomycetes; Eurotiales; Aspergillaceae
Product: PPN1 endopolyphosphatase family protein
Exons: 4
Coding region: 1-2085 (694 amino acids)
Molecular function (GO): hydrolase activity
Source: RefSeq, a predicted model, not a curated record
AUGAGACACUCGGGUUCAUUCAAGAUGGCCUUCCUGGUCCUCGUGGGGACUACAAAUCUAAUCCUGAAUGUUGCAUUUGCUGCUUCUCUCUCAGGAGACUCGUCCUAUGUGGCUGCUGCUGGGUUUCCGACCUCUGCAUUCUCAUCGUACUACGUUUCCCCGGCCAAGCCAACCGAACAACCUCAGCCAAUUCUCUAUGAUCCAGUGUUGGACCUCACUUUCCCUUACGAGUUGACUGAUCCCGACAACAUUCCGGACAACCAGGAUGAGGUCUACUUCCCUGUGCCGCGAACUCAUAUGCCUGCCAGAAAAAGGUAUAAGCUGGUUCAGGAAGCCCUAUCCAAUGUGACCAACAUCAUCAAGUCAAACAGCUCAGAGAGCGGCUGCACCAAAUGCAAGAACGCUCUCGCCGCAGCGAAGCCUGCAGCAUUGCAUGUCCCGAAUCUUGUUCCGAAUGCCAUGAUCAGCCUGUGCAAGGACUUUCGCUUCCAUGCCAAUGAGACCUGUGAGCAAGAUUUUGCCUCGAACACCUUCGGUGCUAUCUGGACUCAGGUACUGGCGUACGCUGAUGUAGAAGGAUUGGAUGGUCAAUACAUCUGCCAUUCCCUCAGCGAAAAGUAUUGCAGUGCGCCGACGACUAGCCCGCUGGACACGACCAAGCUUUUCCCAAAGCCCAAACCUGCAGAUGUCCAGGUCCCCAAGGCAAGUGGCGAGCGGAUCAAGGUACUACAUCUGUCAGACUUCCAUCUUGAUGCCCGGUAUGCCGUCAGUUCCGAAGCAAACUGCUCGUCCAGCCUCUGCUGUCGGAGUGACAACUACAAUGACCUUUCCGAAGACAGCCCACUGCUUUCUGCCUCUGCUUAUGGCUCUUUCCUGUGUGAUACCCCGUAUGACUUGGGUCUUGCUGCUUUGCAGGCUGUUGGUCCUCUGACUGGAACUGGCAAGGGAAAAUAUGAUGACCACCUUGCGUGGACGCUCUAUACGGGUGAUCUGGUAUCGCAUGAUCCGGCACCCCAGAUAUCCAAGGCGUUCACUCAGUAUACAGAGACCAGCAUUUAUGGCAUGUUCAAACACUAUCUCUCUGGUCCUGUCUUUGCUGCACUUGGAAAUCAUGACACCAGUCCUGCAAACAUCGAUUCUCCUCAUAACCUCCCUGGCCGUCUGGGGGAACAGCAAAGCUGGAAUUACGAACACCUGGCUGGACUGUGGCGCCAUGAAGGAUGGAUUAGUCGUGAGACCGCUGAUGAAGCGAGCACUCAUUAUGGCGGUUACUCUGUCAAGACACACUACGGACUACGCAUCAUUGCCUUCAACACCGAUUUGUGGUAUCGGCACAACAUGUUGAAUUUCAUCAACACCACCAACCCCGACAACUCUGAAGUGUUCUCCUGGAUGAUCGAGGAGCUGCAAAAGGCCGAGGAUGCCGGUGAGCGUGUCUGGAUAAUCGGCCAUGUCCUCAGUGGAUGGGAUGGGAAAAAUCCACUCCCCAACCCGUCCGAUCUAUUCUACCAGAUCGUAGACCGCUACUCGCCCCAUGUUAUUGCCAACAUCUUCUUCGGACACACCCACGAGGACGAGUUCAUGGUUUACUAUGCCAACAACGGGACUGUGCAGGAUGCCGACAAUGCCCUCACCACCGGUUGGGUCAUGCCCAGCAUAACCCCUCUGGAAAACCUGAACAGUGGCUUCCGUUUGUACGAGGUCGACACGGGCGACUUCAACGUUUACGAAGCAUACACCUUCUACAGCAAUGUGUCGGAGUACCCGGCUCUCGAGGACACAGGUCCGACCUUUGAGAUCGAAUACUCCACCCGAGAUACAUAUGGACCGGCAGCAAGGUGGGACGAGGAUGCGCCGUUGAACGCCACGUUCUGGCACCGGGUUACCGAGGCCAUGGAGAAGGACGUGGAACUUGUCAGUCUGCACAACACCUACCAGGGGAAGCGGAGUGUCAAGAGCCCCAGCUGCACUACUAUCGCGUGCCAGAAGUCCAAGGUCUGCUAUAUGCGCAGUGGUAGUGCCGCACUGGGUAAGCAGUGCCCACAAGGAUAUGGAUCCGUGCAAAGUGCCUUUAAGGGAAACUAA